AUGGGUGACCAGCCUCUGGCAACUUUGUGUCCAUCUUUUCACAAUGAUAUGUCUCAUGUUCAUAAAUUUUAUAAUGGCGAUGUUUGGGAUAUUGAGAAACUGAAUUCCUGUUUGCCUACGAGUUUAGUUGAUGAGAUACUGCAGAUCCCUUUUGAUAGAUCACAGGAGGAUGUUGCUUAUUGGGCUCUAACUUCUAAUGGUGAAUUCUCAUUUUGGAGUGCUUGGGAGGCAAUUAGGCAAAGGCAAACCCCAAAUGCUUUGUUUUCCUUUAUUUGGCACAGGAGUAUUCCUUUAUCUAUCUCCUUUUUCUUAUGGAGAGUGUUGAAUAAUUGGAUUCCGGUUGAGCUUCGGAUGAAGGACAAAGGUAUACAUUUGGCUUCUAAAUGUGUGUGUUGCAGAUCUGAGGAAUCUUUAAUUCAUGUCCUAUGGGAGAAUCCGGUUGCGAAACAGGUUUGGUUUUUCUUUGCAAAAAGUUUUCAAAUCUAUGUCUCAAAACCUAAUCAUAUUUCUCAAAUCAUAUGGGCAUGGUUUUUUUCUGGAGAUUAUACUAGAAAUGGGCACAUCCGCAUUUUAAUUCCACUUUUCAUCUGCUGGUUUUUAUGGCUUGAAAGGAAUGAUGCAAAACACAGACACAUGGGAAUGUAUCCAGAUAGAGUGAUUUGGCGCAUUAUGAAACUGUUAAACCAGUUAUAUGCAGGUUCUCUAUUAAAACGAUGGCAGUGGAAGGGUGACACUGAUAUAGCUACUAUGUGGGGUUUCAAAUUUCCACCAAAAUAUUAUACAUCUCCCCAAAUUAUUUAUUGGAUUAAGCCCUCUAUCGGCGAGUACAAGUUAAAUGUAUAUGGCAGUUCCGAGAGCAACCAAAACGCAGCAGGUGGUGGGGUCCUCCGCGAUCAUACAGGUAGACUUGCAUUCGUUUUUUCCGAAAAUCUUGGACCUCGUUCUUCUUUGCACGCGGAGCUUCAUGCUUUACUUCGAGGAUUACUUUUAUGCAAAGAACGGAAUAUCACCAAUCUGUGGAUAGAAAUGGAUGCACUGGUAGCGGUUCAGAUGAUUCAGCACUCUCAAAAAGGAUCCCACGACUUAAGGUAUUUGCUGGAAUCUAUUAGAAUGUGUCUGCGUAAUUUCUCUUACAGAAUUUCCCACAUCUAUCGGGAAGGCAACCAAGCAGCGGAUUUCCUAUCAAAAAAAGGACAAUCACAUCAGAGUCUUUGUGUUACUUCUGAAGCUCAAGGUGAAUUAAUUGGAAUCCUUAAAUUAGAUAGACUGAAUUUACCUUAUGUUCGAUUUAGAUAA
Molecule: messenger RNA, 1296 nt
Organism: Theobroma cacao (cacao)
Lineage: Eukaryota; Viridiplantae; Streptophyta; Magnoliopsida; Malvales; Malvaceae
Source: RefSeq, a predicted model, not a curated record